Molecule: messenger RNA, 1328 nt
Organism: Ictalurus punctatus (channel catfish)
Lineage: Eukaryota; Metazoa; Chordata; Actinopteri; Siluriformes; Ictaluridae
Product: GTPase IMAP family member 4
Exons: 1
Coding region: 30-716 (228 amino acids)
Molecular function (GO): GTP binding
Source: RefSeq, a predicted model, not a curated record
AUAUAUAUAUAUAUUUUUUACUGUCAGCAAUGGAUUUGCGGAUUGUUCUCCUGGGGAAGACCGGAUCAGGGAAGAGUGCAUCUGGAAACACCAUCCUUAACGGCACGCAUUUUGAAGUGAAAUCUUCUCCUGUAUUAGUGACUACAAACUGUGCAGUGAAAACAAGUGGGCACAUCAGGGUUAUCGAUACACCUGGCCUGUUUAACACAUCGCUAACCCCACAUGAAUUAAGGGAAGAAAUGGAUCAGUGUAUGAGCAUGGCAGUUCCUGGUCCUCAUGUGUUCCUGCUGGUGGUCAAACUGGGCAGAUUCACAGAGGAGGAGGAGAACGCGGUGAACUGGAUUAAGAAGAACUUUGGAAAACACGCCUUGCUCUACACGAUUAUUCUGUUCACUCAUACUGAUCAGCUUGGAGAGAGGACACUAGAUGACUUUUUGGAAGAGAGUCCUGAUUUAAGGCGACUCCUCAACAGCUGUGGAAAUCGAUAUCAUGCGUUCAACAACAAUGAUUCCAGUCCUUCCCAGUUAGAAGACCUGAUGCAGAAGAUAGAUAACAUGGUUAAGAUGAAUGACAGGCAUUAUUACACUAAUGAGAUGUACGAGAAUGCUCAGGGAAAGAUCGGAGGUGGUGAAAUGUUUGCUUUAGGCGUCGCUGCAGCUUCAGGGAUAACUGCAACUGCCGGACUAGUAACUUUAGGAUUAUUAAUCAGAAGAUGAAUACAGUGUUGGCCAAAACAUAAUGAAAAUCAGUACUCAGUCUCGUUUCGGGCCAUGCCAGACCUGAAAAUAUCAAAUAUCACAAAACAAUAGAGAGCAUUAAAUUAAAAAAACCUCCAAAGAAACAGAAUUGGAACGUAUUCCUGCCCUUUUAAUGUACACAAACUGUAUAUUUAUUAGUUUAUUAGAUUCCUCUGCAAGCUAUUUUCCUAAAUAGACUCAGUACAGUUUGGACAUAAUACCUGAUUUAUAACAUAUUUAUCUCAUUAGUGUUUCGUUUGGCAUUAUGGCAAUUAAGACUGCAAUCAACUUAUAAGAAUGUAUGUAUGGUUUUUCAGCUACAUGGAUAUUUCGAAAUACUUUUAACCCUUUCCUGUAAGAUGUGGAAUACCUUGAAGUAAAAUAUUUGGAAAUGCUAAAAAUGUACGUUAUUUUAAGUAAUUAAAAAAGUGAAAAUGUGGAAAUAUUCUUCACUAAAACAUGCAAGUUUUUUUUUAUAUUGUUUUUUUUUUUAAAGUAAUAUAAGCCUCAUAUUUACUGUGGAUCUCAUAUAAUGGCUAAUCCCUUAUUCCCAGAUAUCAAACUGUCAUAUUAAACUAAGGCUGCAGCUCA